Fusarium oxysporum Fo47 is the source of this 527-nucleotide messenger RNA. Its product is annotated as chaperonin 10-like protein. Lineage: Eukaryota; Fungi; Ascomycota; Sordariomycetes; Hypocreales; Nectriaceae. Gene Ontology annotation, molecular function: protein-folding chaperone binding; metal ion binding; protein folding chaperone. Gene Ontology annotation, cellular component: mitochondrial matrix. Bases 120 to 434 code for a protein of 104 amino acids. The transcript has 3 exons. The record is from RefSeq and is a predicted model, not a curated record.
ACCGCCGAUUUGAACUCCGUUGAACACCGCAGCCGAACUCUUCUUCUUGUUUACUUCUCCAAUUACGAAUCUACGGCUCUCUUGAUCAUAUACCCAAUCAUCUUUUUUACUUAAUCACAAUGGCCACCUCCAUUAAGUCUAUCCGAGCUCUCGCUCCUCUCCUUGACCGUGUUCUCGUCCAGCGCAUCAAGGCCGAGACCAAGACCGCCAGCGGCAUCUUCCUGCCCGAGUCCAGUGUUGAGAAGCUCAACGAGGCCAAGGUCCUCGCCGUCGGCCCCGGUGCCAUGGACAAGAAGGGUAACCGACUACCCAUGGGCGUUGCCGUUGGUGACCGUGUUCUGAUCCCUCAAUUCGGCGGUUCCCCCGUCAAGGCCGGCGAGGAGGAGUUCCAGCUCUUCCGCGACAGCGAGAUCCUGGCCAAGAUCAACGAAUAAGAUACCCAUAUAUCAAAAAUAGUCUGCUUGUAUCAUACUGUACCAUAUCGAGAGCGGCGGACGCAAGAGAUGGAGCUCUGCUGAGGUCGCUUU